AUGGAGUUCCUCGACAUGGCGCGCUCGUAUCCUUAUCUAGCGGCCUACGACGACGAUACUAACCGGUACGACAGGACAGCGGCAUAUGCGAAGACAAGGAGGGUGACAUCUCGAACUCCGGCGCUAGGAGCGACCAACGGCAAUGAAGAGUGGGAACACGAGGUGGCCAACCUGCCUUGUUCGGUUGUCACCAGAACCGGCUUGGGCGGAGGUCGGGCGAGGCGCAGGCGCAGGCACACAGCGCAGAGCCAAGCUCUGAGAUGCAGACUACCUGGUGUGGAUAGCGAGGUGCGGAUUCAAGCACGUAUCCAGGCAAUACUCAUUCGCGUGCCAGAAGAAUGGCUGACUGGCGCCUCUGUCGUCAAUGUUUGGCUUGUCAUGGCCCUUACUCCGGAGGUACUUGAGGGUGUACGUGGGCCAACUUCCAUUGAGAGGCCGAGGUCCGGAUACUUUGAUGGUACUUCCGAUGUACCCCAUGGGCCAGAAUUUGGUGCACCUGGCUCACAGCCCAAAUCCCCCUGCCCCUCCGCCGAGGUAUUGACCAUGUCAUGCCAAACUCAAUCUGUGCCCUUUUCCCGUCGACUGGAAAACAACCCGUGGUCGAGCCGUGCGCAAUGUCGUGGAGUUCGUGAUGCCGACUAG
Molecule: messenger RNA, 642 nt
Organism: Colletotrichum godetiae
Lineage: Eukaryota; Fungi; Ascomycota; Sordariomycetes; Glomerellales; Glomerellaceae
Exons: 5
Coding region: 1-642 (213 amino acids)
Source: RefSeq, a predicted model, not a curated record